CCUUAACGGUGAGCUGAAUAGUUUAUUACCGCGGGUUACCGUACCAAAACUGAAAUGGAAAUCCGCCGGUAUUAGCAGCCAUUUGGCCACAAUAUAUGGACAGUUUUCUUCGAAAGUCAAUGCCGACAAAUAUCUCACUUGGAUUGUCUAUCUCACGGAAGCAUUUUACGAUUUACUCAAGAAGCUGUACGAAGAGUGUUGCAAAAACUGCAAAACCCCAGGAUCACGGUGUCAUGUUAAGACGUGUCACCAGAACUGUUUAGUUUCCCAUACCUCCACUCAUUCUAAAAACUGUAGGUCAAUUGCUCAGUGCCCAUUCACACGUCCGACAUUAUGCAAAUACGGAUUUGUAUUUCAGAGCGAAUCAAACCUCAGCGGAACAUAUGGCCCGGAAACAAAACGAACGUGCCAAGACUUCUGCAACGCAUUAAAUAAGGUUUUGAAAAAGGGUAAUGUUCUUGGCGAUUUGACAUAUAUCACCAUUCCGAACUUCCUUUGGAAAAUUAGAGAAAAAUUCUUCUGGACCACCGUCGCCCUCUGGCUCCUCUCCUUCCUCUACCUGACCCACAUCAUGGUCAUCCGCCUCGACCUGCUCCACAUCAAAUCGCAUCUACAUAGUCCAUCAUCACAUCGUAUAGCUGCUCAGUCACUACUCGCCGCUGCACGUGUUAACAAGCUUAACAGGGUGUUUUAUCUGCAACCAUAA
Messenger RNA from Babesia bigemina, 706 nucleotides. RefSeq lists its product as hypothetical. The annotation marks the transcript as partial. The transcript has a single exon. The record is from RefSeq and is a predicted model, not a curated record. NCBI's taxonomy places the organism in Eukaryota, Apicomplexa, Aconoidasida, Piroplasmida, Babesiidae.